Asterias rubens (European starfish) is the source of this 8509-nucleotide messenger RNA. RefSeq names its product agrin-like. The transcript has 32 exons. NCBI's taxonomy places the organism in Eukaryota, Metazoa, Echinodermata, Asteroidea, Forcipulatida, Asteriidae. The coding region runs from base 125 to 6115 and encodes 1996 amino acids. The record is from RefSeq and is a predicted model, not a curated record. Gene Ontology annotation, biological process: multicellular organism development; cell differentiation. Gene Ontology annotation, molecular function: calcium ion binding; protein binding.
CUCUCCAUUGAGUCAAUAGUUGUAGGUGAACUUGCAAUGGAAACCCACCCAGUGUUGUUCCAGGGUAACUCAGUACAGCCAGGAUUUAUACACGCUCUACCAUGGAAAACCCGGCACGCUUAAAAUGUCUCUGGAUGGAACUCGAUCAAAACCCAGCGCCUCACCGGUUCAGCAUACUCCAGCAGGCAGAGUCCCAACAAUGGAGAAGAUAAAAUGUGAAACUGUAGCUAUUUUUGAACGCCGACGAGGACCAAAACGGAUUCAUAUUCUGGUGUUGGCUGUGGCCUUCAUUUGUGUCAUAUUCUCUCUUGUUGCACUUAUCAGAUAUGUUCCAUAUGUGACGAGAGAACCUAUAACGGAAGGUCCUUGCGCCACAAUUCUGUGUGCCUACGGCUCCAUUUGCAGAGAGACGAGUGAUAGCCAGGCGGAAUGCUUCUGUCCGGAGGAAUGUCCGGACAUUUUCUCGCCGGUAUGCGGGGACGACAGUGUCACGUACAACAACAACUGUUACCUGCGGGCGUCGGCCUGUAGGUUACGAAAGAAGAUAGGUGUUGCUUCGUCGGGGCCUUGUGAUACGACGAGUCUCUGCCAGGACAAGGAAUGUCCGUUCGGCGCGGAGUGCAUGGUCACGCCAGACGGCGCGACUGCCAAAUGCGUAUGCUCGCAGGAGUGCGGAGAGACUGAGUACAAUCCUGUCUGCGGAAGCGACGGGGUGGACUAUGCGAAUGAGUGUGAGAUGAGACGAGUUAGCUGCCUUCAGAGACGAGAACUCAAACUCAUCUAUAACGGAAUAUGCAAUCCUUGCUUGACGGCAAACUUGGACAGUGAUGCCAUCUGCCAGCUAAACAGAAAUCGUCAGCCAGUCGCUGGCUGCGUCUUCGACUGUGAGGGGUUACCAAGCGACCCUGUAUGCGCCUCGGACGGACAAAUAUACGACACGGAGUGCCUGAUGAAACGAGUUGCCUGCCAGUCGCGAUUUGAGCUCUUUGCGCACGAGGAAAGUAACUGCCAAGCAGAAACCUCCCCAUGCCUGAGUUUCCAGUGCGAGUUCGGGAAAUGUAUCCUGGAUUUGGAGAGUAAUCCGACCUGCUUGUGCAUCAGCAGCUGCCCCGAUGUGUACGUGCCGGUGUGCGGUACCGACGGCGUCUCUCAUCACAGCGUGUGUCACCUACAGAGAGAACAAUGUACCAGCAAGAGACCCAUCCAAGUCGUGUCUAACGGACCCUGCCUGAACCAGUCAGAAGGCUUGUGCAGCACCAUACGCUGUGGCUAUGGUGCCAUGUGUGUGGAAGUCAAUGGCAGUCCAACCUGCUCAUGUGAUAUGAUGUGCACCAAUGAAGAUUCCCCGGUAUGCGGAACGGACAAAAACACGUACGGGAAUGCGUGUCUUCUGAAACAGUCGGCGUGCGAACAACAGAAGGACAUCCAAGUGGAGUUAGAAGGCCUCUGCAAUGGUUGCGAAUCCUUCUCGUGCGAGUUUGGCGCCAUCUGUGAGAUGAGCGUGAAAGGUCCAAAGUGCGUCUGUCCAGAGGAGUGUGUGAAGUUUGACUCGCCCAUCUGCGGUUCGGAUGACAACGUCUACCCCAACGAGUGCGAACUCAACGUGCAGGCGUGCCGCAAGCAAGAGGUUAUUACUGUCGAGUCACAAGGAGAUUGCACUGAGUGCGAGGGGGUGAAAUGCGAGUAUGGGUCCAUCUGUAACCGAGGUCAGUGCACCUGCCCGACCUGCGCCAACAUCAACCAGCCGGUGUGCGGCACUAAUCAAGUCACAUAUCAGAGCUUGUGUCAUCUACGAGCUGAGAUGUGCAACGAGAGAAUCAGGAUUGCUCAAGCGUUCGAAGGACCCUGUGAUAAUAAUGAAAUGUCUGGCUCUGGUGAGGGCAACGACACCGAUGUGGACCAAGAGGGGGGUGACGACAAGAUUGACUUCUCCAGGGAGUGCGACGAAGCACUCUGCCAGUAUGGCGGUACCUGCGAGUACAUGCCCAACGGUAACUCAUACUGCUCAUGUAUCAUGAACUGCCCCGCGACGCGCCUACCGGUCUGCGGCUCCAACCAGGUGACGUAUGGCAGCGAGUGUCUGCUGAGAGAAGCGUCGUGCGAGCAACAGGCGCCGAUAUACGUGGAGAGCCAGGGAUCAUGUGAAGAUGUUGAAAUGGAGCCUUGUGACGGAGACAGCCCCCUCAUCAUCCCCAACACCCAAGAAGAAUACACCUGCACAGAGGAAGGAGAGGAAUGCCCCUCCGGCAGUUACUGUCACAUCCACCCCCUCAGGAAGUUUGCUGUCUGCUGUCCAGUUACCAGAGAGCAAACAUCCCCACCAAGUUGUGAAGACGGGAUGUACGGUUGUUGCCCGGAUGGUAUCACGGCGGCUCAAGGGUUCAACGAGGCUGGCUGUCCAAGUCAUUGCGACUGCAACGAGCUGGGCUCCUAUUCGCCAGUCUGUAACCCUACCAAUAAGCAGUGUCCAUGCAAGCCCGGCGUCGGCGGCAAGAAGUGCGACCGCUGUGAGCCUGGUUUCUGGGACUUCCGUGAGAUUCAGGCAGGCAAUAUCGGCUGCAGACCUUGCGGUUGUUCCAAGGGAGGCUCGGCUCGGGAUGAUUGCGAGCAGAUGAUGGGAACGUGUAUGUGUAAACACAAAGCCAUGGGCAUCAAAUGCAACAUGUGCCCCAAGGGAAUGACCAUGGGAGCUACUGGCUGUGUAGAAGUUGUGACCGUAGUGGACGACAAUUCCAAUCUCUGCGAGCAACUCAACUGCCGUUUCCACGCCACCUGUACCUUCAUGGACGGACUAGCUACCUGCGUCUGCCCCUCAGAAUGCCCGGCGCUCUUCGAGCCGGUGUGCGGCACGGACGGACAGACGUACGGUAAUGAGUGCCAGAUGAAAGUCUUUGCUUGCCGGCUGCAGAGAGAUCUUCAAGUAUAUGCCAAGGGUAUCUGCGAGACUGUUGUCAUGACGCCUAUGACUGUACCUCUGGAAUGUCUAGAGGCCGAGUUUGGUUGCUGCGACGAUCAGGAAACGCUUAAGACAAAUCCAGAAGGGGAAGGCUGCCCUCUGUUGCCCGGAAUGACAACCACUAAAAUUGUCCCUACAAUGUCAACAACGAAAAUGACGUCUCCAAAGUCCAGUCCGACCAUGGCGUCUUCUCCAGUGACUGAAAUGCCUCCCGAUGCGACAACCAUUCAAUCUCCACCUUCCGACGACCCUGCCAUAACCCAGCCACAAAUUACAAGUCAGACGGCCCCUCGGACCGCUGUGAUGCGCGACAGCACGUCGAACGCCAUCGGCAGCAGCGAGUCCAACACCAUCGGCAGCAGCGAGUCCAAGACCAACGAAGCAUCCACAAGGUUCAAUUUCCCACAGUCACAGACAAGCACAAACCCCUCGCAGACGACUGUUCGAGUCGUGGAUGAGACGAGCAUGCCAACGAUGACUUCCCGUACCAGCAUGACUUCCGGUACCAGCAUGACUUCUGGUACAACAACUACUUCCGGUACCAGCAUGACUUCCGGUACUUCAAUGACUUCUGGUACAACAGUGACUUCCGGGCCCAGCAUGACUUCCGGUACAAGUAUGACUUCCAAAACAAUGGCUUCCCAUUCAAGCUCUCCGACCAUGGCAGACACGACUACCCCACCCAGUGAAAGUCUUCCUUUGACAUCUCUCCCGUCUACUCCCACGAUGACAACCACGACCAAGACCCUGGAGGUUAGAACGAAAGCAACCACCAAGCCUCUGACGGAAACCUUGACGACGUUUUUCCGCACCAGUUCCAUGGAUCCAACAACAGUCACACCGUUGUCCACUACACAGAUGGUGCCCGAAUUGACCACACAACUACCAGUACAAACGACGGAGCCUGCCCCGGUGCCCAUUUGUGAGAGAAUAAUGUGUCUUCACGGAGGAACCUGUCUUGAAAGGGAAACGUCGUCCCAAGGUUAUUUGUGCAUCUGCCCGAUCGGAUGGGGCGGCCCCGUCUGCGAAGAAGCGGUGACCUUCAUGACGCCAUCUCUCUCCGAGUUCUCCUACCUCGCAUUCCCCAAGAUGAGAGCUUUCUUCAGCGUCGACAUCACUCUGGAGUUCCAAACGGAGGAGGCAGAGGGCCUUCUCCUGUUCAACGGCCAAGAAGACGCCGAGAACGGCGACUACAUCUCGCUCGCAAUCGUCAACGGUUCUGUGGAGCUAAGGUACAAUGUGGCACCCGAGUUUGACCUGGGUUCCAGCGAUGCUGUGGUUAUCCGGAGCAAGGUUACCAUCCAACCACUUCACUGGUACACGGUGCGCGUGAGUCGCGAUAAGCGCGACGGCAGCAUCAGCGUGGAUGGAGAGACACCGGUCAAGGGGUCAAGCAAUGCCGGGUCAUCUGGACUGACCCUUACGAGCGACCUCUUCGUUGGCGAUGUACCCCAGGACAAAGAAGCGAUUUACAGAGUAGCUGGCACAACGAAGGGUUUCGUAGGAUGUAUCGGCUACCUGGAGGUUAACGGCAAAACCCUUGAUGUCUAUCAUCCCGCUGGGGCCAUCCUCUACGGAGCCAACGUCGGCGAAUGCGGAAAUGAUCCCUGUCUUAAACAGCCGUGCCUGAACAACGCUACUUGUACACCCACAACAGCUGAGCAGUUCACCUGUGAAUGCGUGGACGGAUUCGUCGGUCCUCUUUGCGGUGAUGUAUUUGUUGAUCCGUGUGAGGGUAAUAUGUGCUACACUGGAGCGACGUGUACACCGCUGCCAGAGGGCGGGUACCGGUGUGAUUGUCCGACAGGAUGGAAGGGUGACAUGUGCGACAGAGAAAUAGUUCCAGAGCCAGCGAUCCCGUUCGUUCCAGGCUUCAAUGGAAACUCCUUCAUCGAGUUGCCCGGACUGAGUGCUCCGUCCAGAAUCACGAUCGAGGUGGAGUUCCUCGCUACCAAACCCAACGGGAUGAUCUUCUACAAUGGCCAGAGCACAAACGGCAACGGGGAUUUCAUCUCGCUCAACUUGGUCGACGGAUACUUGGAAUUUCGCUAUAACUUGGGCUCGGGGACGGCUGAAAUCAGUCCUAACUAUAUAACGGACAACACGCUACAUGUGUUAAGGAGCCCUGAUAAACUGAGUCUAGAUGAGUGGCAUGUUGUUGAAGCUACAAGGAUGAAGGUCGAUGGAAUGCUUUACAUCGACGGCAUCAUGGUCGCGAUGGGAGAAUCAUUGGGAUCGGCCAAACAACUUAACCUCAAGAAAAGUCUCUUCAUUGGUGGAACCGAUAACUACUCGCACCUCUCUAGGAAAGCUGGCAUCACAGACGGCUUUGUUGGCGGUAUCAAAAUGUUUGCCAUCGACCGUGAGGUGGUUCCAGACUUGAUCCAAGCCGCCUUGAACCAAGUCAACAUCGAGGCAUUCGUGGAGCAUCCAUGCGUCGGCGCACCGUGUAUGCACACGUUCAUGUGCGUUCCUGACGGGGAAAGCUACACGUGUGAAUGCCCACCUCAAAGCCAGAUUGUAGGGAGCAAGUGUGUAUCGAUGGAAGCAUCGACAUCCAGUGGAGAUGAUGGCGGACUUCAGCCAGUCACUGAGCGACCAGACACCAACGCUCCAGUGUCCUUUGACGGAAGAAGUUACUUUAGUUAUUCAAACACAGCAUCAUUGAAAAUUAAAAAAGCUCAGAUGACCAACAUCAUCAAGCUGCGUUUCCGGACACUGCAGGAAUCCGGUCUGUUGCUCUACAACAGCAUCAAUCAAGCUAACGGUGACUUCAUCGCCGUGGCUGUCAUAGACGGCAGCGUUGAGUUUGGCUAUAACUUAGGAAGUGGUGUUAAAAGAAUAAGAGCGCCAGGCGCAGUCAGCGACGACCGAUGGCACACAGUCACCAUAUCCAGAGCUCAGCGUGAGGGCAGUAUUCAAGUAGAUGAUGAAGCGCCAUCAUUGGCAGCCUCCAAGCCGGGGGCGUCUUUCUUAAACACAGAUGGCAUUAUGUGGAUUGGCGGACAUGCAAAUCUUCAAUCCAAUGUGCCGUUUGACUUCAGACGAGCCUUUGUGGGCUGCAUAGCUGACGUCGAACUUGAAGAAAAUAGUCUACAUCUAUAUAACGACGCGAGAGAAGAAAGGCCUUCAGCGUUCUGUGGCUACCCAGACGCAUAACACAUGGACUAAUCACGAGAAAGGGAGGAGUAAUUUGUAGUAAGGGAGUGAAGUUGCAAGAGGAGCGAAUGGCGUACUUUUAAGAUUGAAGUUGCAGAUGUGGCACCGUGCUAAUUUCUACACCAAGUCUCAAUCUCUUCCACUGAGAAAUCACCAGGAGAUAGCAGAAGUGUGACAUUGUUUGUCUUUUUUGAAGUUCAUAUUCCUUCUUGCAUUUGCAUUUAGAAUGUUUUUAAACCGUCCUAAUUAUCGACCAAUCAUAUUGGUCAUAUACUUUAUGGUCAUCUAUGAGCCUUGUGAUUGGUUGAUUGGAGCAUUGGUGCCACCACAACUACAUGAGCGGAGAAUAAAAUUAAAUGUUAUAACGGUAGGUUUGAAAUGGUCACAUUCCAUUUGUCUACUUCACCUUGUCGAGGCUUUAUCUUUUUAGGGUGAGAGGAUUUAAAUUUACCUGGAUUUCCUCCCGCCGAGACCUCCCCUUCACACUCGCAGAAACUUCUCCCCUCUUUCAGAAAAAUCAAAUUUUAAGAAUAGCUUUAAUGUAUAUAGAUUGUUCACGGUUUUAAAACGUCUUCUUAUGUCAACCAGUUUUACUUACACCUUGUUAGCUCUGAAGGCCUUUCAACCGUUACAAACCCACCACGUUAUUUCCGAUCCACUAUUUGGGACAGGUGAAUUUUCCCACAAGAAUGGUGUCGGGGGAAAAUAGUUCCUGGGGUCGAUUUCACAAAGAUUGUCCUAACUUAGGACUAGUCUGAGGACUCUAUAGGAGCUGUUAAAAACUUAAGGCUUAUUAUUGUUGAAAAAAGCCUGCACAUCAAUAUCGAUGUAUAAAUAUCUGUAGUUGGCGAGCAGAGUUGGAAUUUAAGAGAGCUGGAUUUUUGCAGCGAAGGGAAUGUAAAAUCAAAUUUGAAUGGUGCACUUUUAUUUCUUCUCACGACUUACAUUAUUUAUGUUGACUUAUUUUAUAUCGACCAAUGUGUAUAGAGGAGACGAUUCAAAAUGUAACCUGCGACCCACAAGAUGAGAGUGAACCUGGGAAAAACUGACGGGAACUACUUUUUCCUCUGAUAAUUUAGUCUCAACGACAAAACGAAAGAACUCAUUACUCGCAAUCUUUGUUCGCAGGUCACGUUUUUGAGUCAGUUGGGCUGGUUGGGAUUUAUUGUACAUUCCCAGCUGGUGUUUUAAAUUCUAGCUUGAACAUUUUAUCGGUAGGUUAUUUCUGAGGAGUGAGUGCCGAUGAGGUUUCGUCUUUUUUUGGUUGGUUCACCGUGACCAAAAGAGGGAACUAUUUCAAGCUCUUAAAUUAUUGUAAUCAUUUGUAUUUAAAUUCAUGACUCUUGGUGCUUAAUUGGUCUUAAUCCUAAUCGUUUAAAGAAUUCUGUAUUACAUUUAUAAACGUCACAAUUAACAGGUUUGUAAAAACUUGAUUACACAAAUUGAUCUUUUUAAAACUAUACUGCUGGUUUUUUUUUACUAAUUAUUAUUUCUAAAUUUUUAAAAAGUUUUUUUCUUAAACAUUGACGAGGGUUUUAUGUCACUCAUUGGUAAUAAUUUUUAUGAAAAAUCUUCACACAAAUUUGAAUGAAUGCUCAGAAAACCACACAUAUCAAAUUAUUUCUGAAUGGUUUUUAAAACUUUUCUAUUACAAUAACGAUUGAAUUUUUUUUCUUUUUAAAACUGUCAUCCAUUUUUUCAUUAAUGGUACACAACUUUUUGUUUCAUCAAUUUGUUUGCAUGUUAACAACAUAGGAGUGACUAUUUUUGAAAUCUACAAAAUAAUUGUUUGAUUUUGGUUUGAAUGAUUUUUGAAACUGUGUUUUUAUGAAGUAUUAUUAUCACCCACACAAGCAAUACUAAAAACAAAUAAAUCUACUCCUUGUGUUUUAAUAACUAGAAAUAAUUUGCAUUGUUACGUAAUAUUAUGUAAUUUUUUUAGCGAUAAUAAAUUUCAGUUACGCUUCAUUUGAAAUCAACUUCUUUUGUAAUCGGGGAAAUAUAACAAAACCAAUUGAAAAUCAAAAGAAUCAUGCAGUAAAAAUUGUUGUUGAUAAAAAUUAGUUACAAAAUAAAACCUCUUUUUUUUCCACAAUUGUACAGUACCACUCUAUCAUAUAAUAUAAUUCGUUUUAAAGUCAUGUAUACUUUGUAUUUCCUGCUCCAGAGGGACAGUGGGAUAUGAACAUAAUUUUUACUCUAAAAGCAUUUUUACAUCAUCAACAGGUUGUCUUUGCUUAUGACCUUUCACCCUUUUAACCACUGGUCUCCAAUAAGUGGGUAAUUGAACUAGUAAAUUGCAUAAAAAUACAUAGUUUUAUUAUCUUCAAAUGUUUUCACUUUAAAGGCACUGGACUUUAUUGGUAAUUGCUCAAAAUAAUUGUUAGCAUAAAA